Drosophila mojavensis is the source of this 2125-nucleotide messenger RNA. It is a transcript of the gene msl-3, whose product is annotated as protein male-specific lethal-3. Gene Ontology annotation, biological process: regulation of DNA-templated transcription; chromatin organization. Bases 107 to 1678 code for a protein of 523 amino acids. Gene Ontology annotation, cellular component: NuA4 histone acetyltransferase complex; MSL complex; nucleus. The transcript is spliced from 6 exons. The record is from RefSeq and is a predicted model, not a curated record. Lineage: Eukaryota; Metazoa; Arthropoda; Insecta; Diptera; Drosophilidae.
UUUGUGUGAUUGGCAGAAAGAGGCAACGCGAGCGACGCGAUUGAAUGCAAACAAUAAAUAAUAAUAUUUUGCCAUAAUAAUAGUUGAUGUCAUUUAUUCAAAAGUGAUGACGACGCGAGAAGACGAGGUUCAGCUUUUCAACAAGGGUGAGAAAGUCCUGUGUUUCGAGCCCGACAAAUCGAAUGCUAGGGUCUUGUACGAUAGUAAGGUUUUAGCUGUGUAUGAACGCAAGGACGCCGAUAAUAAACGGUACUUUGACUACAAAAUCCAUUUUCAAGGCUGGAACUCAUCCUGGGAUCGAAAUGUGCGCGCCGACAUUUUGCUAAAAGACAACGAAGAAAAUCGUAAACUUCAACGUGAGCUGGCAGAAGCCGCGCAGUUACAAAAAAUUGGUGGCUAUUCUUAUAAAGACACCAAGACUCCGACUUUGCCACCCAGCAAGAAGAAGCGUUUGACCAGAGGUGUAAACGCUGAAGAUCAGGCAUCAGAAUCCUUGAACACAUCGUUGGCAUCUCAGCCGGCGACUCCACAGCACGAACUGCCGGCACAGCAGAAAGGUGGCGCCCGCAUGCGGGAUGGUAGUGGUAAUCGUUCGCGGGACAACAGUAGCGGUCGCAAAGGCCAGCACGACAAAUCUGGCACUGGCGGAGGUGGUGCUGAUGUGACCAUGAAGGACAUACGCAAAUCCGGCCGUACGGAUGGUGAGCGAAAAUCUGCUAAGUCUCAGUUUGAUUUGCAAGUCUCACCUAAAGAUACGCAUACAACUGAUGCAGAGAAACGCGUCCAUCCAGAGGAUCGUGUGAUGCUGCGCAUCAGCGAACGGCUGCGCGAGUAUAUGGAAUACGACUAUAAUAUGGUUUGCAAACUGGGGAAGGAGCAUGAUCUGCCUGCCCGCAUGCCCAUCAUCACCAUCUUGGAGAACUUUGUGAAGCAGCGAGCCGUCGAACUGGCCAUUGGAAUCAAGCAGGACAGUUCGAGGGCACGCAACACACAGAGUCGUAAUGCGCGCAUGGAGCGUGAGUACGAUCGGGUAAUGUCCAAUGUCUGUAUGCUCAAGGAAGUCGUGGAUGGCUUGCGGAUCUACUUUGAAUUUCAUCUAGAAGAUCACCUGCUCUACAAAGAGGAAAGGGACUAUGUUCUUAGCAAGCUUCACGACGACAUAUCAAUGUAUUCAAACAAGCUCGCAGCCCAAGCCAAGGAGUAUAUUAAUCCCAGCAUGGACAAUGAACUCAUUUCAAUGGAUGGCAGUAUGAAUGGCACAAAUGGAGGCGAUGGCACCAUUUUAGGUGGCAUUGAGUACGAGAAGCAGCUACAAAAGUGCCUUCUAUACAUUGUGAAAUGUAGUGGAAAGAAUAAUAUGGCUCAUGCCUAUGAUCAGCGAACCUCCCCCUAUACUGCUGCCUACAAGCUGCCAAUGGAAAUGCGUGGCUUCCUCUGUGAGACAUUUAGCUGGAGUCUGUUGGCUAAAACAGACACACUAUAUUUAGAUAGAUCUGAGAAAUCUAUGAUAUUUGGUGCACCACAUUUAGCGCGAAUGCUGGUUUUAUUGCCCGCAUGGCUCAAUGAGUCGCCCAUAUCGAAUGAGAAACUAGAGAUUCUGAUACCACAUCUCAACUCGUUAAUCAAUUACUUGGAGAACCACAAGGAAUGGUUUGAUAAGCAGAAUUAUUGUAAAUAAUGUCCAAGAGAAAUAUCCCACCAAGCAAUAUUAGAAAAGUUUCUAGUUUGUUUAGUUCACAAUUAAAAUGUAAGACACGGCAUUGACAUAAUUAUUUAAAUAUUUUAUUUUAUUUAUUAUGCACUUAAAGCUUGUUUUUUUUCUGUAUUUUCUUUUAAGAAUUUAAUUGUCAUUUGUUCAUCAGUAUGAAUAUCAAUACCUAAAUCAAUUAUGAUUUCGGUUGUCUUUUUUGUUUGUUUUCUUUUUACUACACAUCUGUAAUAAACGCGCUUCUAUAAAAAGAACUUUUCUACACAUGUAUAAUCGAAUAGUGUCUAAAACUAGAUGUUAAUGUUAAUAUGGAAUAGAGAAUUUUAACUUGUAAUUCUAAGUUAGAGUCGAGUAGUUUUACUAACUAGUAUAUUUCUUCAAUUUUUUUGUGCUCAAAUACAGAUAUAUAUUUAAGGA